Tetrahymena thermophila SB210 is the source of this 1143-nucleotide messenger RNA. Its product is annotated as AMP-binding enzyme family protein. The transcript has 4 exons. The record is from RefSeq and is a predicted model, not a curated record. NCBI's taxonomy places the organism in Eukaryota, Ciliophora, Oligohymenophorea, Hymenostomatida, Tetrahymenidae.
CUUUAAUUGUUAGUAAAUUAAUUAAUAAAAUAAAAGCAAACAAAAUUGAUAUAAAAAUAAGUAGAGAUUUAAAUGAAAAUAAUAGAAUAUUUAAAAGACUUUGACAUUUUCUCUGAGUCUAUUUAGUUUAACGCUAAUACAUAAAGGUUAAGAAAAAGGACUGUUUUAGUUCAUGGUGAGUUAGCUGAAGAAAAAUUAAAUAGUAAUUAUGAUGAAGACAAUAAAAAAAGCAUAUUUAUUCCAUCUUUAUCACCAAAAUCUUGCAAAAAAUUAUUUUAAUAACAGCUUAGCAAUGAUACAUAAAAGACAUGUUAAGACUAAGUGUUAGAAGAGUUACAAACUUAAAUCUAAAAACCAGAUGAUUUUUUAGAAUCAUUAAGAAUUAAUUAAGACAAAUAAUCAGAUUAUUAGAUUAGACUAAAUUUAAAUAAGUCUGAUCAAAAUUUAAAAAAAUAUGCGCAAAGUGGAAUUAGAAAUAUUUAAUAAUAAUAAUAAUAACAAUAAUUCUAAUUAUUGAUGAAAGAUUCUAGUAAUAAGCUUGUAAACGGAGUAUCUUUAACCCCUAAUAGCUUAAAUAGAAAAAACAAAACUAGUUAAUCAAAUUAAUUAGAAUGUUAUGAAAGAGGGACUAAGAAUAUUAAAUAAUAAAAUGACCAAAUAAAUAAAAUAUUCUCUAAUUUGAAUGAUAAAUAAGUUCACCUAAAGCUUGAAUAGACGCUCUUUUAAUUUAAGUUGUGUAAGAAAAAAGAGUUUUAAUAAUCUAAAGGAUUAAAAUAAUAGAUUAUUAGUGAAAUCGAGUAGCGAGUAGAUGAAAGUUUAGAUUAUUAUGCAUUUUAUAAAGAAAUUUUGUUAAUAAAGAAAGCUAUAAUGAUGAUUUUAAAUAAAUAAUAACUUGCUGCAUUAUAAGUAAUUGGAAUUGACAUAGAAAAACAAAGUAAAAAUUAGGAAAACUCAAAGUUGAAUUAUUUAUCAGAGGAAGCAACUGAAAAUCAUUUCAAAGAGUAGUAUGAAAUUCUAUAAUCAAAAGAAUUGUAAUUAUAAUAUAUUAAUGAUUUCUUAAAGAAAUGUGAGUAAAAUAGAUCAAAUUUGGAUAAUAUUGACAAAAGAAUAUUAUCUUCCUUAUUAAUUUAUUAGUAAAAUUGA